CCAUAAACAUUGAAGUGCUUUGGCUUCAUCCAGUCGAGUGCCAAGCGUCAGUGGAGUGGAGAGCGAGAGCGCGCAAUACUAUAAUCAUGACAACCACAACAGCAGAAGCCGAAACCCGCCAGAGACUGCUGCGAAACGUGAAGAAGGAGGUCAAGCAGAUCAUGGAGGAAGCAGUCACAAGGAAGUUUGUUCAUGAAGACAGCAGCCAUAUUGUCUCAUUCUGUGCUGCUGUUGAAGCCUGUGUACUUCAUGGGUUGAAGCGGAGAGCUGCUGGUUUCCUACGAAGCAACAAGAUAGCUGCACUCUUCACCAAAGUGGGCAAAAGCUUCCCUCCAGCUGAGGAGCUGUGCAGAAAAGCCCAGGAGCUGGAGCUGGUCUUUGAAAGCAAACGAAGUCAGUCUAUCUCAUACAGUGAGAGCAACCGUAAGAUGACCAAAGUCCCAAACUUCUCGCCUCAGGCUGUCAGACACUUGUGGAUCCACACUGCACUUAUUGAGAAAGUGCUGGACAAGAUCGUACUGUACCUGGUGGAAAACAGCAGUAAGUUUUACGAGAAGGAGGCUAUUCUAAUGGAUCCUGUGGACGGCCCUAUCCUCGCCUCUUUGUUGGUGGGCCCCUGUGCAUUAGAGUACACUAAAAUGAAGACGGCAGAUCAUUUUUGGACCGAUCCUUCAGCUGACGAGUUGGUGCAAAGGCAUCGAAUUCACAGUGGCCACUGUCGACAAGACUCACCCACAAAGAGACCUGCCCUCUGCAUUCAGAAAAGACACUCCAGUAGUAGUAUGGAUGAAAGGCCAUCUCCCUCCCCCUUCGCCAGAGACUACGUGGAGUCUCUUCAUCAGAAUUCCAGAGCGACCCUCCUGUUCGGCAAGAACAACGUACUGGUGCAGCCGAGGGAUGAUAUGGAAGCAAUCCCAGGGUACCUCUCUUUACACCAGACGGCUGACAGCAUGACUCUGAAAUGGACACCAAAUCAGCUUAUGAACGGCUCCAUGGGAGAUCUCGACUAUGAGACGAGUGUUUACUGGGACUAUGCCAUGACAAUCCGCCUGGAGGAGAUUGUGUACUUGCACUGUCAUCAGCAGGUGGACUGUGGGGGAACAGUGGUUCUGGUUAGUCAGGAUGGGAUUCAAAGGCCCCCACUUCGUUUUCCCCGUGGUGGUCACCUCCUACAGUUCCUCUCCUGUCUGGAAAAUGGUCUGCUGCCUCACGGCCAGUUAGACCCCCCACUUUGGUCCCAGAGAGGAAAGGGUAAAGUAUUUCCUAAGCUAAAGAAGAGAUGUCCACAGGGAUCCUCAGACUCUGUCUCAGACAAAGAAGAGGAAGAAGCAACAGAUUAUGUCUUCCGCAUUGUUUUCCCAAACAGGCAGUCAGAAUUUGUUACUUUUACCCAGUCCUCUCAUCUCUCCCUGGGUACUGUACUCCUGGCCCGAUCUCUCUCCCUGAACUCCAGGGCGCUGUGGCCUCGUAAACGUCAGACCCUGGUGAUGCCAACGCACCACUGCGGCUGCCGAGACUCCCUAUCCUCCCCUGAGCCCAGCUCGGCUCCAGAAUUGAUAGAUCAGGGAGUAAACAUGUGGCACCCAACACCAAGGAAAUCAUCUUGCUCUUCCUGCUCACAGAGUAGUUUCUCUGAGGGAGCACCGCCUAAUGGAUGCAACCAUGAAAGGGCUCCUCUGAAGUUGCUGUGUGACAAUAUGAAGAACCAGAUCAUCUCCCGAGCUUUCUAUGGAUGGCUGGCAUACUGUCGUCACCUGUCCACGGUACGCACACACCUGUCUGGCCUUGUCAAUCACACUAUUGUGGAACCAGAUGUGCCCACUGAUGCCUAUGCUGGGCUCACAACAGAAGUGUGGCAGAAGUUUCUUGAAGACUGCAGUACCUAUGAGGAGAAGGAGUUACUGAGGCUAGUUUAUUUCGGUGGAGUUGACCCUUCUUUGCGAAAGGAAGUCUGGCCUUUCCUGCUGGGUCAUUACCAAUUUGGGAUGUCUGAGGCUGAGAGAAAAGAGGUGGAUGAUCAGAUGCGAGCUUGCUACGAGCAGACAAUGAGUGAAUGGCUAGGGUGUGAGGCCAUUGUUAGGCAGAGAGAAAAAGAGCAGCAUGCUGUGGCGUUAGCCAAGUGUUCGUCUGGGGCGAGUAUAGAAAGCACCACACAAAGAAUAAUGCACCGUGACUCCACCAUCAGUAAUGAGUCCUCGCAGAGCUGUAGUUCAGGCAGGCAAAGAGAUUCCAGGCUGCAGAGCGACUCCAGCAGCAGUACUCAAGUGUUUGAGUCUGUUGAAGAGGUCGACCAGAUUGAGUCUGAACCCAAGAGUGAAGACAUGAAACAGGUUUCCAAAAUCUCAAAUGGAACACCCCAAAAUGGCACCAGUUCUCCAGACUCUGGUCACCCCUCUUCCAGAAACUUCUCUGUUACUUCUGGUCAGUCGGACUCCUUGAGCACAGAAGACAGUGGGAUACAUGACCCAAGCCUUAAAUCACAGCUACAGCUAGCAGUAUCAAAGGAAAGGUUUGAAAGUUCAUCUGGAGAGAAAGGAAAGCUGACUGAGGAAGGUGAGACCAAAUCAGUUGAGAAACUAGGUGUGAGAGAAUAUAGUAAAAUUGAGGUUAACAAAGUGUUGUCUUUGGAUGCAGUUGUGACAAAAUCAGAGAGAAGCAAGAAAGCCACAGAGAGCUCCGAUAAAAGGGCAGAGGUCGAAACAGGGGUGUUGAAAACAGCUCAAGAUGCUUUUGAGGCUCCUUCAGCAGCUCACAGCCACAUGACCGAAAUAGAAGUGGGCAAAUCUCCAGAGGGAACUUUGACAUCAAAAAUUGAAGCAUUGGCAGAGCGAACUGAGUCAGAUAUUCCCAAAGCAACAGAGGUCGUGGACUCGACUCCUCCAGAGCCGAAGAUGAAUGAGAAUCGGGUAAAUGUGGACUUUGAAAGGUCCCACACGGGAAUUAAAGAUAUUAGAGCAAUCCAAGAGAAACCUUUGGUAACAAAAGAUCAUAAAUUAUCAGAUGCACUUGAGCAGAAGGUUGUAGCUGACACACCGGUGUCUAUUUCAAAGGACGAUGAUACAGAGGAAGAAACGGCGAAAACCAAUGAAACAAGCCAAGAUAAAGACUCCAAGACAUACAUAGAUGAUGCCAACAAUAUUAGUGGCACACAAAUAGCUUUAAGACCAGGUGAUGAGAAAGAGAAGAAGACUAUGAAGACCAGUGAUUUACCCAAUGAACCUGGAACGGCAGCAUCAGUACUGCCAAAAACCACCGGUACAGAGCAAAUAGAAGAGAAAGUUGUUAUAAUGAGGACCACACACAAAGAUAUGCAGAGAAACGCUCCAGUAAUUGAGGAGAUGGUGGUUCCUUUGGUGCAUGAAGCUUUUAGCACAAGAGAGAUGGGUGAACAAGAUGCAACUGAGUCAGACGAGUCUCCCUCUGCCAUUGAAAUGGAAGAAAUUCCUAUAGCUAAAGUGUCCAUGGCCUGGGAAAGGAAGAGUUCACCUAGAAGCAAGGGUAAUGAGCAGGCAACUGUACCUAUAUUGGAACUCAGGCUGGAGGAAGCUCAUGGAAAGCCCAGCUCUGAUGGAAUGAAUUCUGAGGAGCCAGAGAUGGAGAGUCUUUGCCCACAGCUUGAUUCACUGGCUGUGAACACUACGAUUGAAGCUAUCUCUCCAGUUUCCUCUAUAGGCACCACUUAUUCUCAAGAGCUUUUGGACAUGUACACUCUAAAUCUGCACCGCAUAGAUAAAGACGUGCAGCGCUGUGACCGUAAUUACUGGUACUUUACACCUGCUAACUUGGAGAAACUACGCAAUAUCAUGUGCAGUUAUAUCUGGCAGCACCUGGAAAUUGGAUAUGUCCAGGGCAUGUGUGACCUGCUCGCUCCCUUGUUAGUUAUUCUAGAUGAUGAGGCCAUGGCUUUCAGCUGUUUCACCGAACUAAUGAAAAGGAUGAAUCAAAAUUUUCCUCAUGGAGGUGCGAUGGACACCCACUUUGCCAACAUGAGAUCUCUGAUCCAGAUCCUAGACGCAGAGCUGUUUGAGCUCAUGCAUCAGAAUGGGGACUACACCCACUUCUACUUCUGCUAUCGCUGGUUUCUUCUUGACUUUAAAAGAGAGUUGGUGUAUGAUGAUGUGUUUGCUGUUUGGGAGGUCAUCUGGGCUGCUAGGUGUGUCUCCUCCAGCCAUUUCAUGCUCUUCAUUGCUCUUGCAUUGGUGGAGAUAUACAGAGACAUCAUUCUAGAAAACAAUAUGGACUUCACAGACAUCAUCAAGUUUUUCAAUGAAAUGGCUGAGCAUCACAAUAUUAAGCAUAUUCUGACUCUGGCUCGUGACCUGGUGUGCAAAGUGCAAACACUUAUAGAGAACAAGUGACUCUGAAGCCGCUCACCUCUGUUGUUUAUUGUAUUGACACUGCAACCCAUCAGCCCUUGCUACAAAACAACAGGAAACAUUUGGCCAAAGCUUUAUGAGCUUCAAGUAUAUUUCCAGUGCCAAAAAUCUGGAAUUGGAAUCAGUCAGUGCACAAUUUUUAGUAGAGUCAUCUGGCUCUUUAAUCAGGUUUUACUGAACAUCAUAAUACAUAAAAUGUUCUAAGCAGAUGCUGCUAAUGAGUGGUCAUUCACUGUUAGACAUGUGUCUAAAAUGCAGUCAGGAUUACCAAUUACUAGUGACUCAUAGGCUCUAUUCCAAAACCUAGUGAGCUCUCUUGCUGUCUGCUGCCUACUGCUUACAUAAACUGAAAUUGAACAUCAUACAUGACUGAUUUGUUUCUAAUUGGAUUCCAGUAGGAUUUGGCUAAAUGAUACUCAUCCAGUACACACACACACACACAC
Messenger RNA from Carassius carassius (crucian carp), 4819 nucleotides. It is a transcript of the gene sgsm1a, whose product is annotated as small G protein signaling modulator 1a. The record is from RefSeq and is a predicted model, not a curated record. The coding region runs from base 87 to 4358 and encodes 1423 amino acids. Gene Ontology annotation, biological process: activation of GTPase activity. Lineage: Eukaryota; Metazoa; Chordata; Actinopteri; Cypriniformes; Cyprinidae. The transcript has 26 exons. Gene Ontology annotation, molecular function: GTPase activator activity.